Messenger RNA from Plectropomus leopardus (leopard coralgrouper), 4379 nucleotides. It is a transcript of the gene hspa12b, whose product is annotated as heat shock protein family A (Hsp70) member 12B. NCBI's taxonomy places the organism in Eukaryota, Metazoa, Chordata, Actinopteri, Perciformes, Serranidae. The record is from RefSeq and is a predicted model, not a curated record.
GUAGAUUUUCUCAAAAGAAGACGAGAAAACUCGACAAAUUCUCUUUAAACUGCAAUUCGUUUCUCCAUCCAUGACAACUUGUCGUGAUUCCAGUUUUGGGAAAACUACCUGCAAGUCAGCUGGGAAGUCUUACAUUCUGAACAAGGGAUUUCUAGAGAGCAUCCUAUUGUAUCCAGUCAGUUUCCUGCUGCUCCUCUCUCCAUCGUCCUCCCAGGAGACAAGGUCCAAACUUCAGACUGCGGAGUUUGGAAUAUUUUUGCAGAGGCAAAAGAGGACAAGGGCAUAGUGUUGCAACAUCAUACAAAGAGAUCCUGGCUCCUGUAAAGAUGGCUUACGUGGUGCAGCCAGACGCGGAGAGCUUGCAGAUACCCGGUGAUAAUUUAUCAACCCCUUCAUCGCCUGCCACUGCUAGGAAUGACUGCAGCAUCACACCCAUCACUCCCUUACCCUCACCGAGGGUGGAGGUCAGACCCAGGAUGUCCUGUCCGUUCUCAGUUGUGGUGGCAAUCGACUUCGGGACGACCUCCAGUGGCUACGCGUUCAGCUUCACACAGGAUGCAGAAGCCAUCCACAUGAUGAAGCGCUGGGAGGGUGGGGACCCCGGGGUGGCCAAUCAGAAGAGUCCAACAUGCCUGCUGCUGACUCCUGAUCUGCGGUUCCACAGUUUUGGGUUUGCGGCACGGGACUUUUACCAUGACCUGGACCCAGAGGAGGCCCGACACUGGCUCUACUUUGAUAAGUUCAAGAUGAAGAUCCACAGCACGAGUGACCUCACCAUGGAGACCGAGCUUGAGGCGGUCAACGGUCGGAGGGUCAGAGCCAUCGAGGUGUUUGCUCAUGCCUUGCACUUCUUCAGGGAACAUGCCUUAAAGGAGGUGAAGGACCAGUCAUCAUCAGUGCUGGAGGGAGAGGAGAUCAGAUGGGUAAUCACCGUCCCUGCUGUGUGGAGACAACCUGCCAAACAGUUCAUGAGAGAGGCUGCAUACCUGGCUGGUCUGGUGUCUCCUGACUGUCCUGAGCAGCUUCUCAUUGCUCUGGAACCCGAAGCAGCAUCCAUUUACUGUCGCAAGCUCCGCCUCCAUCAGGUGCUUGACCUGAGCUUGCAGCCAAUCACAAAUGGUUUAGAUCCAGAGGGGUCCCGGCCCUUCGACUCCAGCUUCAGACAAGCGAGGGAGCAGUUGAGGCGAUCCAGACACAGCAGGACCUUCCUGGUGGAGAGUGGAACUGGAGAGCUGUGGUCAGAGCUGCAGACUGGUGACAGGUAUAUUGUUGCAGACUGCGGAGGAGGAACAGUUGACCUGACAGUUCAUCAGAUCGAGCAGCCACAGGGAACACUUAAAGAGCUCUACAAAGCUUCAGGUGGUCCGUACGGUGCUGUGGGUGUAGACCUGGCCUUCGAAGCCAUGCUGUGCCAGAUCUUCGGUGAGGACUUCAUCCAGAGCUUCAAAGCCAAGCGGCCAGCAGCCUGGGUGGACCUCACCAUCGCAUUUGAGGCAAGGAAACGGACGGCGGCGCCGGGCAGGGCCAACGCCCUCAACAUCUCCCUGCCCUUUUCUUUCAUCGACUAUUACAAGAGACACAGAGGCCAGAGUGUUGAGGCCGCCCUGAGGAGGAGCAAUAUGAACAUAGUGAAGUGGUCAUCUCAAGGUAUGCUGCGGCUGACACAGGAAGCCAUGAACGAGCUCUUCCAGCCCACCAUCGCCAAUAUUGUGAAACACAUUGAGGAACUGAUGGCAAAGCCGGAGGUGCGCGGUGUGCGUUUUCUCUUUCUGGUUGGUGGUUUUGCAGAGUCGCCCAUGCUGCAGAAAGCCGUCCAGAGAGCGCUGGGGCGUACAUGUCGCAUCAUCAUCCCCCAUGAUGUUGGACUGACCAUACUGAAAGGUGCCGUGCUCUUCGGUCUGGAUCCCACUGUGGUCAGAGUGCGGCGAUGCCCCCUGAUCUAUGGCGUUGGUGUCUUGAACCGGUUCGUAGAGGGACGCCACCCUCGUGACAAACUCCUCAUCAAAGACGGUCGCGAGUGGUGCACCGACAUCCUCGACCGCUUCGUCUGCGUGGACCAGUCGGUGGCCCUGGGCGAGGUCGUGAGGCGGAGCUACACGCCUGCUCGUCUGGGCCAGCGGAAGAUCAUCAUCAACAUCUACUGCAGCGCGACGGACGACGUCACGUACAUCUCCGAUCCCGGAGUCAGGAAAUGCGGGACGAUAACUUUGGACUUACCGGAACCAUUACCACCACCGGGGGCAGUGGGAGGAGCAGUGGGAGGAGUAGGCCCGGAGAGAAGAGAGAUCAGAGCGACCAUGCAGUUUGGAGACACGGAGAUCAAAGUCACAGCCGUUGACGUCAUGUCUAACCGCUCCGUGCGGGCUUCCAUAGACUUCCUGUCUAAUUGAGGAGGAGCAGGAAGUGGAGACGGGGAUCGGAAGUCACAGAAAAAAACUGAUUCUAGGGAUGAUAACUGAAGAUAAAGCGGUACUUUGGGAGUGGGCAAUAUUUGUUUUGAGACUUUGCAUUUUAAGAAGAAAUUCACAUCCUGUAAUUGAGAAAUUUGGGCUUUAAAUUUACUCAUUAGAGUAUAAAAAGAGAACGAGAGGCACUUUUUUGUUUAAAAACUCUCCAUCCCUCAGGAGUACACCCUCCUAAACAAAUAAGUCUCCUGAAGGGUAGACGCCCUCUAUGGACAAGAAAAGAAAACGUGUCUGCCUUCAGUGGAGUUUGUCAUGUCACGCCAUAUAAUGCCGUCACAGACAUUUCCUGCCCAGAAAAUAUUCAGAGGAGAGAAGCUGGUGGCUGGGAGCACAUCCCCGCUGCAACGAAUAGAUACCUUCUAGUAAUUUAACCUGUCUGUGGUCUUUUUCAACUUGUUCUUUGUACUACCUAGACUAAGAUUCAUUCAUCUUAACUGCUAAGUAUGAAGGCUCUUCCCUCAUAUAUUAAAUUAAACUCAACGGUAUCUCACAAGCUCUGGUCUUAUACCUCAUUUAAAUGCUAUUUCACUCUCCAAAUCCAAGAGGAGAUGUUGAUACAAAUACUUGGACUGAAGCUUUGUUGCUCUAAUGUGACUGUGCUUGUGCGUGACCUAGUGGUCAAAAGACUGAACUACAAGGUGGAAAUCAUACAGGAAGUUAAAAGCUCUUGGGAUGCGUCAAACACAACUACGAAUCCUUCAUUACAAGGACUGGCAUUAUUGCAGAAUUUGCAUGUUUAUUACGAAGUACGUCACCAUUUAUGUUCACUGUUCAGUAUCUGUAGUGUUUAACAGUUCAAGACAUUUUUUUCUUUGCAAAUUUGGAUAAGAGCUUUAUCUGUUUAACAUGUAUUUCCAGGUUAUUCUUUACUUUUUGCAUACAAAAUGGUAAAAUUUAAACCAAUUUGAUCCACUGGGGUUUUAUUUUUAGAGAGAAGACAAGUUUUCAACUCACUGUCCACUUACGAGCCUUUCUCUGUGAUUUAAGUCACAUCUCUGAUUUUAGCAGCUUAUUAUGGAGAUUGCUCAGGAGUCUUCUAGUGUUGUGAAAAAUAUUGUUUUAUCGUUAUAUAUCAAUCCUAAAUCACUAUUCAUUUUCUGCGGUUUUGACACUGUUGGACCGUCUAAACCUUCUCGCUCUCUUAUUGAUAACUAUAGUUGGUCUGCUGUUCUGUGCUACUAACCACGAGAAGUCAUCGUGUUUUGGCGUUGUUAUAUUUAAACUUUUCAUUAAAAAAAUCAAUAAUUAUGCUCUAAAUGGUAAUUUUCCCUGUGUUGUCGAAGAUUGUAUUGACCAUGAUAUUUUUCAAGGUAUUGUAUUUAAGUUAGACAUUCCAGUACUGUGACAACACUACAGUCUUCAUUAGAAGUUACCACAUGUUAAAAUGUAACUGAAGGUCAUUACAUGUGAGCAAUCACCAUGGCAACUGAAUAAACUCCGCCAAUGGAGCACGACAGGCAAGACAGCGCAGUUAAAAGCUUAAAAUCUUCACUUCUUUUGUUUUGUUUUGUCUGUUGUUCUUUUGUAUUGUCUGUACAUUUUUUAACCAAGUGAUCCUCUGCAGGAGCUUUAACUUUGCAACCUUAAAACAUUGUGCCAAGUCACAUUAAAGCUUAAAGUGUUGUCAUGUUACGUAUGCUGUAAUAAACUGUAUUCAUGUUUAAGUUCAUGUUAAGUGACCUUAUGGGAGAAAGAUUAAGAACCACUGUACCAUGUUCGCCAUGCUGACCUUUUGAGUUCUUUUGCAGCUUUAUCAUUUGUCAUUUCACUGCAUGUGGUUGAUGUAUGAUGUGUUGUUGCAUUACGUUACUAUGGGAGGCGUUUUGUAAAUUUUCAGUAGUUUCAGUUGCACAUUUUACAUGUUUACAAUUUACAGUGCAUGUCAAAAAAACAUAUUUCUUACUAUUCCUUAGC